AUGCAAUUCUUCGUUCUUCUGGCUCUCUGCGGUUUCGCUUCAGCUGCAACAUAUUCUUCCAGCUACUAUAACAAUAACUAUGGUUCCAAUGGAUGUAAGAUUUUUAAUGGAUUUUCAAAUUCAUAUAUAAAUAUUUUUCAGACCAAUCGUGCAGCUCUUCAUACGAUUGCUCAAACAAUAUGGUUUGCUCCAAUGGACAAUGCAUGAGCACAUUGAGCUACAACGGAGGAGUAAACACACAAUCAAACUACAACAUGAAUCAACAAUAUUCAUCAGGAUCUGGAACUUAUUGUAGCUCCAACUAUGCUUGCAAAUCAACCGAAACCUGCAGGAACAACAGAUGUCAAAGCAGCUAUGGCUCAUCUAACUCAAUGAAUAAUUAUCAAUAUUCAUCAUCAAACAGUGGAUCAUACUGUAGAUAUUCAUCAGAUUGUGCCACUGGACAAACUUGCAGCAACAGCAUGUGUGUUAACUCAUAUGGAUCAACCAAUAUGUACACCAAUGCACAAUACACCCAAGGAAGUGAGUUGAAUUACUUAACAUAUGAGAUAAUUGAAUAAUUUUCUAUUUUUAGACUACUGUACCUCUGAUUCAUCCUGCGGAUACAAUCAAAAAUGUAUGAAUAACUACUGUCAAAUGACAUCCAACACUGGAUCUAGCAUGUACAAUAGCAACAGUAACUACAAUACAUAUGGCUCAUCCUCAACUUGCACAUAUAAUUCAGAUUGUGGAUCAAACAGAUAUUGUAACUACGGAACAUGUUACUCAUAUUCUGGUUAA
This is a messenger RNA of Caenorhabditis angaria, 780 nucleotides long. Lineage: Eukaryota; Metazoa; Nematoda; Chromadorea; Rhabditida; Rhabditidae. The record is from the annotation of a GenBank genome assembly.